This is a messenger RNA of Salvia splendens (bonfire salvia), 3362 nucleotides long. RefSeq lists its product as uncharacterized. Lineage: Eukaryota; Viridiplantae; Streptophyta; Magnoliopsida; Lamiales; Lamiaceae. The record is from RefSeq and is a predicted model, not a curated record. The coding region runs from base 517 to 2109 and encodes 530 amino acids. The transcript has 4 exons.
UUAGAAUUGUGUAGUGUGGUGUGAAUUUUUGGUGUGAAAGUGGGGGUAUUUAUAGAUGAAAGAGUGAACUACAUAAAAAGUCCCUGACGUUUCCAAAAGUUUCGCUCUAAACCCCUAACAAAAAAAAAUAUCCCCAGAAGUGUCUAACCUUCAACCUAAUCACGAAUGGGGUUUUUUCAGACGAAAAUACCCUUCAGCCCUAAAAGGGCAUUUCAGUCAAAGCGCAAUUAAUCUGCAGUGGCCACUCUGCAAUGAUGUGACGGCGCACGUCAGCCGUCAGGGGGGUCAGCGGCUGUUCAGUGGACUACCCAUACAAUUGCAACACGUGUUGAAGACUUCCUACGUGAUUUAACAAAACAAGUUUCAAAAACUGCAUACAUUUUCCGGCUCUAAUCAGCAUUAUUGCCGGCUUAUUUUCACUCCCGCCUAAAGUUAUAACAAAAAGGGGAGUUUACCGCCUUAAAACUGCAAACCAUUGUUUUCAUUUCUUCAUUCUCCCUGCUCUCCAUUGCAUGAAUGGCUCCUAAGAGAAAGCGAGCUGGGUCCUCAGGUGCUUCCACAUCACGAAACUCUCGCCGUAAAAGGGAACCAAUACCCCCGCGAUCGCCACCACACCGACCACCACAGAGACAUCCACCUGUGGUCAUUGAUGUGGAAGAAGAAACCUGGGAUAUCCGAGAUCCUGAUCUCGAUUUUUUCGUCCAAGAGGAUGAAUAUAGGGAUGCACCUAGAAAGUUUUCAGUUGCUUUCCAUCAUGGAGGUUCAUUCUUCUCUACGAAUGAUGCGAAAAAGUAUGUUGGUGGGCAUUUGACAUACUUCGAUUUCUGUAACAUAGACAAAUUCCAGCUUAUAGACCUAUCGAGCAUGAUAUUAAGGUUGAAGUAUGAUAGGAAGAUGAUAUGUGAGUUCUACUACUGUGAUCCAAAGUACAGUCAUGACUGCGCAGGGGUUUUAAUCGGAGGCCCGUUGUUGCCCAUUGUUGAGGAUACACAUCUGAAGGAUUUCCUCAAAGUAGCGUCUACAACGACAAAGUUAGUUCACAUCUACGUUGUGGAGAUAACCCGGGCUCAAGCCAUACUGAAAAAAAUGAAGGAAGAAGCGCAAGAGCUUCUUAGUUUCAAGGCGUCUAAACCCCCAGGAGUCAUUAUUGAAGAGAUUGAAGAAGCCACACCGAAUGUGCCAAGGCAAAAGCCUAGACCGAAGAGGAAGCAACGGUCUCAGUUUGAAGGGCAACGGCAGGAGCCUUUAUUGAUUGGCUGGUAUGAUAGGGAUGUUGAGUUCGAGGAAUAUCUUACGAAAAGUUUAGAAGAUGAUCGUGCUAAGAGGAAGAGGGCUGAGGAGGUAGCCAGGCAAAAUUUGGCGAAAGCAUUUGAAGCCGUGUCCCAUGAAGCUCCGGUCUCUGACUUUGUAGCAGAAAAAAUAUGUGUAGUUGACUAUGUUGGACAAGCAGAAGCUGGAGAUGGAGACUCCCAUGCACACGUACAAGAGGAUGUAGCUACAGCUUCAUCUGUUGACCAUUCCAAUCCGAUUGUCGAUUCCCAUGUACAAGUAGCAGAGGAUGUAGCUACAGCUUCAUCUGUUGACCAUUCCAAUCCGAUUGUCGAUGUCGCUGAACAGGCGACUGAGUCUGAAUCUGUAGUUCACCAACCAUCUUCGGUCGGGCCAGGAGCAUUUGUACAAGAAGAUGUGUACCGACCGGUAUUGGAUGAUGGUAGUCAGCCGAUCAUUGAGGACAUUACUCAUGAAUUGUUCAUGCACGAAGCUCACACCCAAGUGCAAGAGCCAGCUCCAGCUGAAGCAGCGUGUGCAGAACCCGUACCGGUGGUAGGAGAUGUACCCCAACAAGCUGAUGAAAGUGUUUUUUGUCCGUCAGCCGAUUAUGUUCCCGACGGAUGUCAUCUUCAUAACGAGGGCAGUACCGACAAAGAUGAUGAUAAUGAUGUUGGCCACUUUAUCUCGUUGGCCAACAUGUGUCGUGAUGAACAAAUGUUUAUACGACAGUGUUCCAAAAACCAUAUUCUCGAAUCAGAUUUCGCCAGCGGAACUUCAAAUUCUUAUUUCCAAAAUUCUUCCUCAUCGCUUGAAAAAAAAGUGGUACCAUUAAAUUAAGAAAAAAAUUACAAAGCACAAAAAUAAGAUUACAAUUUUCAGCAUUCGGGACGUUUUUUUGGUUCUAAGAAGUUCUGAAGUAAGACCUGCACACUCGUCAGUCAUCAUGGUCAAUUUUGCCUUCAGAUCUGCACAUUCAUCACUUUUGAUGCGAAAUUUGGCUUCAAGAUCACCAUGCACAAUACUCUUCGAUCGGAGUUGUUCUUCAAACCCGUCUCGUUCGAGCUUCAUUCGUUGAAAGUAAGUGUCUUGGCUUGGCGAUAGACCAGCAUCAAACCAACGGAAGAAUCUGCAAUCGUCUUCCUUCCAGAAUGGACACCGAUAGUAACGUCGACCUGGAUUAGCCGACGUCCUAGACGUCACCAGCUCGGCCGCGACAUCGUGACUACAGAGAACAACCGGUGGACGAGACCAAUCCCAAUUGAAACUUGAACCGAACGAUUCCGUACUUGAAGAAGACAUUGCAAGAGCGACCUGAAUUGGAAAUUCAAACCCAAACAUAUUCAAGUUAAUUUAUAUGUCAUUAUUUAUGAAAGUAAUUUCACAAAUAAAAAUGGACCCCACAGCCAGCCUACCAAACAUAACCCCACACAUAACCCCUAAAUUAAAAACGCACAGCGUCAGCUACGAAAUCCAGCCACAUUCAGCAACAAAAUAAGCCAAAAUUGAUCGGACUACAACAAACAUCGCCAUCUCACAGACAAAUAAAAUCCCCAAAACAAACCUCCACCCAGCCAAACAACCAUAAACCCUAAUUUGAAUACACCCAAAUUCCGCUGCAAUAACAGCCCAAUAAAAAUCACCAACACACGGAGGAAUUUCAGUGCGGCAGAAUAAAUUACAUAAGUUGGGCUCUUACAACUGAUGGUUAUAUGGUAGAGUUCAAACGACGAAUGAAUCCCUUGUUGAACCCUUUUUGCGAGAAGGAAGUGAAGAGAGAGAAGGAAGAUGAGAAAUUAUUUCACACUACACUCUUAACUAUAGACAAAGGAACACGGUAGUCUGUGCACAUCAACAUUGAGUUGACCACUGUUGUCUGCAAAAGUAAAUUAUCAACGCAGAGCAGGACUGCUGCGACAGGGAAUGGAAUUGUCUUAAAUGCCCUUCAAGGCAAAAGGGUUUUUGGGUCCGAAAAAUGGCUACAAAUAUCUCAUUCGUGAUUAGGUUGAAGGUUAGGCACUUCUUGGGAUAUUUUUUUUUUGUUAGGGUCUAGAGCGAAACUUUUGGAAACGUCAGGGACUUUUUAUGUAGUU